UGUCGAUAUUACAAAUCGUCUUCUGAUUUUCGCACUUCGUUCUGCGCAUUAUUGGAAUCACCGUUCUGUCUGAAAACCAGGUCGUUAUGACUGCUCUUAACUUGGUUAUGUGCAAACUACACUCCGUUCUGUGGUAAAAUUGGCGGGAAAUAUGGAAUUAGUCGAGGAUUCCCGAUUGACCCGUCUAGUCUUAAAGCGCGCAGCAAUGAAGGCUGCACUUGAAGAAGUUGGCCUCGGGUAUUUGUGGCACAAUUUCAGGGCCAAUAAAAUAUCAUUAGAAGAAGCCAAAAAGUUGACUGAUGAAGAACUGUCCGCCUUAGGCGUCAAUACAAUAGGAGAUCGAGUUCGAUUAAAGGAAAAAUUAAAGGAAAGUGGCGAAGGUGGACGUAGGCAGCCAGUUACUCUUGGAAAGGUGCUGAAAUUUGUUACUGGAACAGAAGAAGAGCCUGUGUUGGGAUUUUCGUUAAAGCCAUCCAUCCACUUCUCAGAAAACCAACCAUUUUUGCCAUCCGCCAAUACAUGUAUCAACCGCUUAAAUUUGACCAUUCCCUCCGAGACUGCGGCUAUUCCAAAUGACACCGAGCUGUUCAAUCUGUAUGAUUAUGCCUUCUCAAAUGACUAUUUUGGACUGCAAUAAAUUUGAUCAAAUGUGUGAGACAGGGGAUAAGAACUACUUGAGAUAAUACAGCCACGGUGUAAAUCCAGACAACCAUAGUGUAUUCAGUAUAAGUUUUCACAUUUAAUUAUUUUAUGCAUGAAUGACUAUGCACUUCAACAAAUUGGCAUUUUUACAUUCAUUUUGUAUUUGCAGUGUAAGAUACUCUUCAGAAGAAUAACGAGAUAUGGUUCUCUGUU
Messenger RNA from Dreissena polymorpha, 855 nucleotides. RefSeq lists its product as uncharacterized. Lineage: Eukaryota; Metazoa; Mollusca; Bivalvia; Myida; Dreissenidae. Gene Ontology annotation, molecular function: protein binding; ubiquitin-protein transferase activity. The record is from RefSeq and is a predicted model, not a curated record. The transcript is spliced from 2 exons. Bases 152 to 637 code for a protein of 161 amino acids.